CGGCAGCAUGGACGCAAGUUAACAAGUCGUAUACGCGCCGGUUUAUAGAUAAUUGCAUCUUACGAGUUAAGUUCUUAUAUUGAUAUAAAAUAAUGGGUUCGUAUUUAUCGGAACCAGUAACCGAAAAAAUAUCUACAGAUGAGGCAAACGACAAAUUAAACUGCGGUGCUAGUUCUAUGCAAGGUUGGCGUGUAACUCAAGAGGAUGCACACAACAAUAUCUUGGACUUUGAUACAAAUACUUCAUUUUUUGCUGUUUAUGAUGGGCACGGAGGCCACGAAGUGGCCCAAUAUUGUUCUCAAAAACUACCUCAGUUCAUAAAAGAUACUCAGGCUUAUAAAGAUGGGGAUAUUGAGCGGGCACUCAUCGAUGGUUUUUUGGGAUUCGAUGCUACCAUAGCAACUCCAGAAGUCAUACAAAUAUUGAAAGAGAUAGUUGGCGAGCGCGAAGCAGAGGAGGCAAGCGACGAAGAAGAAAAUGUAGACAAUCUGUAUAAAGAAGCAACAAUGCCUAUUGAACAAGUGAUAGAAAAAUAUACAAAUUUAGUAACUCCCGGAUUGAAAAAUCUCAAGAAGGACGCUGAAAAGUUUCCGAAAUCUCCUUAUUUGAAAAGCAAACAAGAUGAUGGAUGCUCAGCUAGUUCAUCCAAUUCAAACUUACCACAACCAGGAUCAUCGCAGGCGGAAAGUAGUUCCAUUAGCGAUAGUAGUGAAGCUAAACCCUCAGUUGAAACCAAAGAAACCUCAUUGUUAGAAAAGAACGGUACAGUCAUGGAUGUCAAAGUAUCUUCAACAGAUAAUACCGAAUCGAAGGAAGUUACUACUAGUUCCGGAAAAGAAGAGAAUGAUAAUACUGUAACGCCAAUUCAGAAUGGAGAGACAACCGAAACUGGUAUUAAGAUCGACGUUACGAGCCCGUCUCCACAAGAAAACGGCGAUAUAGACAAAAAAGGUAAAGGUAAAGCAAUAAAGAGUCCAAUUAAAAAGAACGUUUCCACAAGGCCUAAAAGAAACGCCAAUCAGUUGUAUAAGACAUUAUUGAAUUUUGAAGAUGAAGAAAGUGAUAGUGAAGAUGAAGAAGACAAAACGUUUGUUGGUCCAAAUGAUGAUUCUUCAGAAGACGAUGACGAAGGAGUAAACACAGCAAUUGAAGUCGAAGGCUCAGAUGAAGAAGGUACAUCUAGUGAAGGAGGAGAUGAAGCUGAAGAGGAGGAAGAAGAAGACGAAGGCGAUGAAGACCAAGACGAAGAUUUAGAAUUCACAAAAAAUAUGAAAGAAGAACCGGGAUCCGAUAGUGGGUGUACGGCGGUGGUGGCGCUAUUGAAAGGAAACGAAUUGUAUGUCGCUAAUGCGGGCGAUUCUAGAUGUAUUGUUUGUAGAAACGGUAAAGCGAUCGAUAUGAGUUUUGAUCACAAACCAGAAGACGCACCAGAACGAGAACGGAUCGUCAAAGCCGGUGGUAGAGUAACGGCGGAUGGUCGCGUUAACGGAGGUCUCAAUCUAUCUAGAGCUAUAGGCGAUCACGCAUAUAAACAAAGUAAAGAAUUAUCAGAUAAAGAACAGAUGAUAACAGCUUUACCCGAUAUUAAAACCUUGACGAUAAAUCCCGGAGAAGACGAAUUUUUCGUUUUGGCCUGCGAUGGAAUAUGGAAUUUCAUGUCUAGUCAAGAAGUUGUCGAUUUUGUUAGGCCAAUGAUAUUGGAAAAUAAAAAAAAAUUGUCUACGAUAUGCGAAGAGAUGUUCGAUCAUUGUCUUGCUCCAAACACGUUAGGUGACGGUACUGGUUGUGACAAUAUGACAGCAAUAAUAGUCCAAUUUAAGACAAACAUAAUGAAAAGGUCUGCUUCUCCUCGUGCUGACAAUGAUAAUUCAAAAAGGGCAAAGACUGAAGAAACUAUUAGGUCAGAUACCGCAAACACUGCAUAAAAAAAUAAUAUGAAACACUUUCUUUUUUUUUAAAUUAACUUAAAUUUUUUAGUUCAGCCUGUUAUGAAUAAUCGAGUUUUGGAGGAAUAUUUUCCGGAAAACAAGAUUUGUAUAUGAUUUUAGCUGUUAACACGGUUCCAUUGUCAACUGAAGGUGACUAAAAUGUAAUAGUCGAAUCAAUGUCCAAAAGUACACCGAUAAUUUAUAAUAGGGCUACCGUUAAAAAAAAAGAAAAAAAAAAUUUUCAAUUUUAUUUUGUAUAAACGUUAAUCUUUUGGUAAAUAACACCACCGGGUAAUACUUGAUUUGUUUUGAUAACUGUAUGUUUAUUUUCUUGUUUCUUUUAUUCACGCUUUUCACUUACCCAUUGAUUUUUUGAAAAUUCAAUAUAAUUCACUUACAGAUUGAUUUUUUGAAAAUUCAAUAUAAUUAGUUUCGACGGCAAAACAAAAUAUAUUUUCAGAGCAAUUCGUUGGGUAUAGUUGCCAAGUCGUAUUUUCUUUUUGUUCAUUCUACUUGUUUUUAUUGUGUUUUCCAAAUGUUAUAACUCGAAUUUUCUGCUCCUUUUUAUCUUUUCUUCCUGAUAAUACUAAGUAUUCCAUUUCCGGAUCAUUUACAAUCAGUCCCGAUGAUAUUCCUAGUCAUUUCCAAAAUGCCUAAUUUGAAUAAUUCGAUUUUUUCUACCAAAUUCUUCCCGAUUUAUAAUUUACUCUAACUCUUUAAGUUUUAUUUAUGUCGAAGGUGUUUUUCUAUUAUUCCUUGUAUUUCAUCUAUCUUCAGAUCUUCAGCUGGUCUUCAUCUUCAGAAGAGAAUCUAAGUAGCUUGUUUUUUUGUCAUACCAAUAGCUUUUACUAAAAUUCUUUCAGCUUUAUAAUUUCUUCAUGCAUCUAUUUGCGUAGAAGGAUCAUAUAGAUCUUAAAUCCAUCUUCUUUCCAUUUUAAUGAUAUCUUAAAAUGAUUUCAUUGAAAGUCCCUUUUCUUCCUCGAUUUCUUUUCAUCUUUAAAAAAGGAAAACUAAUUGACUUGAUUUUUUUUACUAAUGGAGAACAUGAACUAAAAUCCUUCCCGAUUUAUAGUUUCCUCCAAGUCUUUAAGUUCUAUUUGUACGGAAGCCUUUUUCUAUGACCCGUUUUCUCAUUUUUCACCAUCUAUUAAAAGAUCUCAUUUUAUAUUACUUGUUCUUAAAUUUUUUAUCAUAUAUCUGUAGAUUUCGGCCCAUCUUAUUUUUCUUCGUUUUAUGGUCAAUUCUGAUGUUUUAUCUUUUUCCUUCAUCGAUUUAUCCUCCCUACAAGUCUCUUUUUAAGUCUUCUUCGUCAUCUUCAAAAGAUUCAAACUUAUUUUCGAUCAUCAAGAUCUUUGGCUCAUCUUCUUUCUUUUCGUUUUAAAGAUAAUUUUAAGUCGUCUAUCUCGAAGUUGGGGACGGUCCUUUUUUCUUUCUCGAUUUCUUCUCUUUGAAUGUCUUCAUAUGCAACAGAUGAAAACUUAUUGAGUUGCUAUUUUUUUACUAAUUGAUCUAAAAUUCUUCCCGAUUUAUAGUUUCCUCUAACUUUUUAAGCUAUAUUUACGUUCUUUUAAGCCACAUUUGUAUCCAGUGCAGUUGAAUCUUAGAGUAUUUUCACCUAUUUUGAUCUGUUUUAAUCUCAUCUUCUCUAUUUGCAUCCUGUUAUUUUUUUGAUUCUUCCUUUUUGUUAAUUAUCGUGGAAAUUGAUAUUAAUCAUCAAACUGUUAUAUCCUCCUGGUUUCUUGUUGAUACUGGCAGCUUUAGUCAUAUUUUUUCUACAAUUAUCAUCCUUAAUCUCUUUCUUCGCAUCUAACUUGGUUUCGAUUAUAGUUUCUUCUCUUUGUUAGUCUCCACCUUCAGAAGACGCAACUAACUUGCCAUUUUCUAUUACUUGGAACAAAACUUUGUUUAGUUUUUUUAUUUUUCUCUCUUCAGGUUCUAUUUGUGUCGAAGGUCUUUUUCUAUUACUUAUUUUCCGGAUAUAUUCGACUUUGAUGUCCUUCUUUUCCUUCGAAUUGUUCUUCGUUAACCAUUGUAUCACAAAAGUUUUUCAAUUGAAGACAUUGCAAAAAAGCUACUAUUGUUUGACAGCUGUUGAUACUUACUCCGGAACGAGGUGAUUUAAGACAUUUCUUUAACAAUCUCCACCUAAUUAUUGUGAUAUAUACCAUGAGUGUCAAAUUUUAUACGUAAAAAUUCAAAAAAUCGAUAGGUAAAAUCUUGCGGAAAAGCGAUAUUUACCAUUCGAUAAAUCCUGUGAAAAAAUUAUUAUUUGUUUAAAAGCUGACUGUCGUUGCGGUACGUUUUUCACCGCACGAUUUCCAUCAGACCUGUGCGGUCGUCACGUGUGUUUCGGCCUUAAGCACUGUCGAUAAAUGGAAUUUUAUUUUGUUGUUUUUUUUUUAUAACACAAUAGUUUGAUGGUCUAAACUUUACAGAAACUUCAUAUCCAAUUAUUUUACUUUAAUCCUUAUGUUUAUUAACAGGAACAGUAUAAAUUUAAAUUAAACCUUGUUGUGUGUUGUGUACAAUACAUUUAAGAGAUUUGUAUGAUUUCAAUGUAUUUAGGUCACUGUUUAAACAAUUAAAUAUCUUGUAUUCUU
Molecule: messenger RNA, 4528 nt
Organism: Diorhabda carinulata
Lineage: Eukaryota; Metazoa; Arthropoda; Insecta; Coleoptera; Chrysomelidae
Product: probable protein phosphatase CG10417
Exons: 7
Coding region: 93-1925 (610 amino acids)
Biological process (GO): protein dephosphorylation
Molecular function (GO): protein serine/threonine phosphatase activity; cation binding
Source: RefSeq, a predicted model, not a curated record